UAUUCGUUUUAUUUUUACAUUAUUCAAGUUAAUUGCGUAUACUGAUGCAUAUUUGCCAUUAUUAUAUUCAACUUAAUUGACACGAUAGGAAGGCAAUACAUUGUUAAAUUUGUAUAUGUUAAUGCAAUAGUUAAUUUCGUAGUUAAAUUUGAUCAACACAAUCUUUUGAUAGAUAACAAGGGUCUCUAUACAUAUCAUAGAGUACGUGCCGCCAUGUAUAUGCAUCAAGAAUAAAGUUAAACCAAUUAUCUCUCAAUGAGGAUGCGUACGCGCGUGUUGUGUGCAGUCUUGCGUGCGUGUGCGCGUAUGUCUGUGACAAUAUAGACAUUAUUUCUUGAAUAAAUUUUUUAAUUGCUUUUGAUAAAAUAGUACAAUUAAAAACGCUUUUGCACGAAUAUAAAUAUCAAAUCAAAAUAAAAAAUGACACUAAUAAUAAGUAAGAGCCAAAUACAUGUUGGGCUCAAACAGCUUUUAAUUAAUUGUAAGGCAUAAGAUGUGUUUGAUCAUAAAUUAAAACUCAUUAUUUUCAGAAUAAUUUGUAUUAUUGAAUCAAAAUAUAGAAAUUAAUGUUUAAUAUUUUGUAACAUUUGUUGAGUAAUAUUUUAAUCUAUGUUGGUAAUUUUUGAUAUAAUACGAUUGAAUAAUCCUGUUAACUUGUGAAGAAAAAAUAUUUUGUUAACUAAAUUGUAAGAAAAAUACAUUUAAACUAUGUUAGUGCAUACUCAUAACCACUUUCCUAGCAGUGAACAAUGUUUGGCACGCAUAGGCACUACUUGAAAUAGCAAAGUAAUGUCAUAAAUGUGCAUGCGUUACACGUAUAAUUCAAUACAAAAUGAGUAAGUAACACUUCCCAUGAUGCAUCGACAAGAACUGAAAUUCUUUUUUACUGAGGAAUAAUUAUGAUCGCGUUUGCGCAAAACACUUUUCAAUUUUAUAAAUUUAAAGAGAUGUGUUCUCAAUUAUAUAUUUAAGUAAUUUCGGUUAAUUUGCUUCCGCCUAUAUCAUGAAUGCAUUAUCUCUCACUUAGAAAGCUAUAGCUACCACUUUAGUAUAAUUAUGUUUAGUAUAACAUCUCUAAUAUCGAUUAUUAUAAUUUAGGAGCAAUUUUAAAGAAAAUAAUACUAGAAUGUAAAGAUCUAUGUCAUUUGUGUCGUAGUUCUUGUACAAAAUGUUUGCGACAGAAGAAUACGAGAUUAAUCGAAUGCUUCUUGAAACACUUGGCUUAUGGCCUUAUCAACAAUCGUAUUUCGCGGAGAUACGAAAAGUGGUUUUUCUCAGCUCUCUGUCGGCAUUUAUUAUUGUCCAGUUAUUAGCAUUCAUCACAAUGCAAUACAGUACGAACCUUCUCCUCAAGAUUCUCUCACUUACCUUGCCUAUUCUUUUCUGCAUUACUAAAUAUUGUCUUUUUAUUAUACAAGCAGACGGUGUGAAGCAAAUGCUGGAGCGAAUGCAAGAGAACUGGAAAAUGUUGAAAGAUGAUGUGGAAGUUGAUAUUGUAGAAAAAGAUUCUUACAUCGCGAGAAUUGUUACAAUGAUCUUGAUAGGCUUUUGCGGUAUUGGAUUAAUCAUAUACAUAUUAUUGCAAUUUAUUCCGCCAAUUCUUGAUAUCGUUAUACCGUUAAACGAAUCAUCACAUUUACGUCGCCCUAUUUUCGUCACAGAAUAUUUUAUCGACCAAGAAAAAUAUAUGUAUGCUAUAUUGUUACAUUAUAUAUUAACCCUAAUUAUAGCAAUAGCUGCAUUGGGUAGCGUUACUUUGAUAAUAAUAACGUAUGCCCUGCACAUGAGUGCACUACUUACUAUCGCAAGGUACUGUUAAUUUUGCUUGUCUUUAUUUUUGAAACUGAAAUAUGCCUAAAUAGAUUUAUAUAGCUAUCGUAUGGAGAACGCGAUUGAAUGGAGUAUAUUAGCGAACUCUAGUCCUACAAGAGAGUAUCU
Messenger RNA from Nylanderia fulva, 1938 nucleotides. NCBI's taxonomy places the organism in Eukaryota, Metazoa, Arthropoda, Insecta, Hymenoptera, Formicidae. The record is from RefSeq and is a predicted model, not a curated record.